Molecule: messenger RNA, 3351 nt
Organism: Lodderomyces pseudojiufengensis
Lineage: Eukaryota; Fungi; Ascomycota; Pichiomycetes; Serinales; Debaryomycetaceae
Exons: 1
Coding region: 1-3351 (1116 amino acids)
Biological process (GO): regulation of DNA-templated transcription
Cellular component (GO): Cdc73/Paf1 complex
Molecular function (GO): RNA polymerase II complex binding
Source: RefSeq, a predicted model, not a curated record
AUGGAGGAACCAGUAAAUGAUAUUUCAUUUUAUACCGGUAAAGAAGGUGCCGAUAAUGUACCUCAAGUAUUAGAUUUUCAAGUUGAAGAAGGUAAUAUUGUUUCUUUAAAUAUUCCAAAUGAUGUACCAGAAAAUCCUGAAGAAAUUGCAACUUUUUUUCAAGAAAGAAAUAUUGGAAAAUAUGAAUGGUUUCUUAUAGCAAAUGCAUAUGUAGCAAGAGGAGAAAUAGAAAAAGCAAUGGAAUUUAUAAGAUCUGCUUUUAAUUCACAACAUUUUAAUGAAGAAGAUAAAAAAACUUUUAAAUCAUUUUUAAUUUGGUUACAUUUAAAAUUAAUUGCCCUUGGGGUAGAUAAAAAUACAAAUAUUACUCAAGCAAGUAUUGAAUUACAUGAAUUAACUUCAAAAAUUCAAAAUGAUUCUCAAACAUCAGUUGUAAAUAAUACAAGUAAUUUAUUAUCUCAAGCUAUAUUAUCAAAUUAUCAUGGAGGAGAAGAUGAUGCAUUAGAAAUAUUUGAAAGAAUUUUAAGAAGAGAUCAAAAUAAUACUUUUGCAUUAUUAGGUAAAGCACAAAUUACAUUAAGUAAAAGUAAAAAUUUUUCAUUAGCAUUAAAAUUAUAUCAACAAGUAUUAAUAUUAAAUCCUAUAAUGAAACCUGAUCCAAGAUUAGGUAUUGGAUUAUGUUUUUGGUUUUUAAAAGAUGAUAAAAUGGCAAUUCAAGCAUGGGAAAGAUCAUUAGAAUUAGAUCCAAAUAAUAAUAAAGCAAAAAUAUUUUUAAAUUUAGCUAAAUUUCAUUUAACUUUUAAUAAUUCAUUAAGUGAUGAAGAAUUUUUAAACAACUAUAAAGAAUGUAUAAAAGAAAUUGGAAAACUACAUAAAGAUAAUAUUAAUGAUUCAACUAUUUUAUUAACUUUAGUUUCAUUUUAUUUUUCAAAACAAAAUUAUGAUACAGUUGAAAAAAUUAUAAAAUUAAUUGUAAAUAAUAUAACAGGAGAUGAUAAUCUUGAAAAAAUUGGGUCUCAUAUCAAAACAACAAAAUAUGAAUCAAAUAUUUUAUCUGAAUGUAGAACUUGGAUUGCAAGAAUUUCAUUCAACAAGGGAGAUUUUACACAAGCUUCAAAAAAUUUUCAAGAAGCUAUUAAAUUAAAUGAAUCAAAUAUUGUUGCCAAAUUAGGAUUAGGUCAAUCACAAUAUAAUCGUGGAUCAGUUGAUGAAGCUUCAUUAACUUUUGAAUCAAUUUUAAGAAGUAAUAAAAAUUGUUUAGAAGUAAAUUAUUCUUUGGGAGUAUUAUAUUCAACUCAAGAUUCAAAAAGGAAAAAAGAUAUGGCAAUACAAGUUUUGGAGAGGUAUAUUAGAUUAUCUAAUAAUAGAGGAUUAUCAUCAUCAAAAGAAGAUGCAGAAUUUUUAUUAAAUAAAGAACCAAUAACUUUAAAUGCUUAUUUAAUUUUAAGUAAACUUUAUGAAAAUAUAGAUAUUAAUCAAUCAUUAAAUUAUUUAAAUAAAGCUAUAGAAUCAAGAAAACAAUUUGGUAAAUCCAUUCCAUUAGAAGUAUAUAAUAAUAUUGGUGUAAUACAAUUUACAAGACAAAAUUUUGAUAAUGCUUUAGUAAAUUUCCAAUCAGCAUUAGACCAGCUUGAAGAUAAAGAAUUUCAAAGUACUGAUGGAGAUAUUUUACUUGAUUUACCACAAGAUUUAAGAACUACUUUAACAUAUAACUUAGCAAGAUCAAAGGAAAUUUCAAAUCAAAAUGAAGCUAUAACGGCAUAUGAAACAUUACUUUCUGAAUGUCCACAUUAUUUUUCUGCAAAAUUAAGAAUUUUAUUUUUAGCAUGUAUACUGAAAUCAUCAUCAUUAACUACAGAAGAUAUAAAAACUGAAAUAGAUGAUUUAUUAGAUUUAAAUGCAUCAGAUUUAGAAAUUAGAUCAUUUUAUGGUUGGUUUAUAAAAAAUUUUGGUAAAAAAUUAGGUUUAAAAUCUGAUAUAGAUACAAAUUUUCAAAAAAAUACUUUAGUUGAAUAUGAUAAACAUGAUUGUUAUGCAUUAAUAUCAUUAGCUAAUAUAUAUUGUACUUUAGCAAGAGAUUUAAAAGGUUCUUCUUCUUUGGAUGAAAAAAAGAAAAAUUAUUAUAUUAGAGCUAUUGAAUUAUACACUAAAGUAUUAACUAUUGAUCCAAAAAAUGUAUAUGCAGCUCAAGGUUUAGCUAUAACUUAUAUUGAAAAUAAAGAAUCAAAUAAAGGUUUAGAUAUAUUAAGAAAAAUAAGAGAUUCAUUAAAUGAUAUAUCUGUUUAUUUAAAUCUUGGUCAUGUAUUAUGUGAUGUUAAACAAUAUGGUAAAGCAAUUGAGAAUUAUGAAUUAGCUUUGGGAAGAUAUACUGAUGGUAAAGAUAUUAAAAUUUUAACAUUUUUAGGUAGAGCUUGGUAUUUAAGAGGAAGUAAUGAUCAAAAUUUAGCAUUUUUUAAAAGAUCAUUAGAUUAUACAAAACAAGCUCUUGAAUUAACUAAAGGAAGUAAAUCAACAUUAUUAUUUAAUAUGGCUUAUGUACAAUUUCAAAUUGCAGAUUUUAUAACAAAACAAAAUAUUCAACAAAGAAAACCACAAGAAAUUCAUGAUGCAAUACAAGGAUUAAAUGAAGCUAUUGAUAUCUUAAUGAAAUUAGCAUCAGAUGAAGAAAAACAUCCACCGUAUCCAAAAGAUGAAUUAAGAGGAAGAGCAAAUUUAGGUUCAAGUACUUUGUUAAAUAGAUUAACAAAUGCAUUAGAUGAAACAAAAGAAAAUAUAGCAGAAGUUGAACAAAAAUUACAAACUGCAAAAGAAUUACGGGAAAAGGAAAAAGAAACAAAAUUAAAAGAAGAACAAAAUAAAUUAAAUGAAUUAAAAGCAAAAGAAGCAGAAUUAGCAAAACAAAGAGCUGCAUUACAAGAACAAGCUCAACAAUGGGCAGAAGAAUCAAGACAACAAAUAAUAGUAAAUGAAGAAGAAGAAAAUGAUGAUAAAUUAUUUGAUGAAGAAAAUGAAUUAUCAUCGAAGAAGAAAGGCAAAGGUGGUAAAAAUAAAUCUUCAUCAAAAAAGAAGAAGAAAAAAUCUAAGAAAAUUGUUAGUGAUUCAGAGUCUGAAGCUGAAAUGUCUGAUGAAGAAGAAAAUUCAAAACCUAAAAAUGGAUCAUCUAAGAAGAGAAAAACACCUGAUUCUGCUAAUACAGGUGAUGAUGAAGAUGAUGAAAAUACAGUAAGACCAAAUGGGAAGAAGAAGAAACCUAUAUCUAAUGAAUUCAUACAUGAUAGUGAUGAAGAUUCAAGUGAUGAUGAUUUAUUUGGUGAUGAUAAAGAAGAAAAGAAUAACGAGGGAGAUGAAUAG